Aphanomyces astaci is the source of this 1755-nucleotide messenger RNA. RefSeq lists its product as hypothetical. The transcript has a single exon. Gene Ontology annotation, biological process: proteolysis. Bases 1 to 1755 code for a protein of 584 amino acids. NCBI's taxonomy places the organism in Eukaryota, Oomycota, Saprolegniomycetes, Saprolegniales, Verrucalvaceae. The record is from RefSeq and is a predicted model, not a curated record. Gene Ontology annotation, molecular function: serine-type endopeptidase activity.
AUGGUGAAGCUUACUUUUAUCGCGGCAUUUGCCGCUCUCGCCACGGCCAAAAUCGCCCCCAGUGUCCACCGCCACUUGGAAUCCAAUGAGCACGUGGACGUUGUGAUUGAAUUCAAAGGAGGCAACCAGCGCGCCCUGGAAACCGCCCGUCUUAAGCGGUCUAGCUUUAAGGAUCGCGGCUCCAGCAUCGCCCAUGUGCGCUCCCUCUUGGAGAGCAACAUGAAGACGUCCCAGCGCGCGGCGGUGGAACUGCUGUCGUUGCAGCCCAAAUCCUUCACGACCCGCGUAGAGAGCUUCUACAUCAACGGCAACAUGCACGUGUACGGCGCCAACCGCCUCGUGUUGGACGAACUCGCCAAGUUGGACAACGUGGCUCACAUUCGACAACCUGUCACGGCGCAACUCAGUCCCGUCAGCUUCGACGACGACGACACUGAUGUGGGGAUUCCUCAAGGAUGGGCUGACAACAACUCAACCUCCACGCGCGCCGCAAACGAAUGGGGUGUCAACCUCAUCAGUGCCCCUGCGGUGUGGGCUAAUGGCAACCGUGGCGAAGGUGUGGUGGUGGGAAUUCUGGACACUGGCGCCAUCCACACCCACGACGUCUUGAAGGGCAACUGGCGAUCCACCUACGGCUGGUUCGACCCCACCGACAAGACCCCCACACCCAUCGACCGUAGCGGCCAUGGCACCCACGUCGCAGGUUCAGCUGUUGGCCAAAACGGCAUCGGCGUAGCUCCAGGUGCCACGUGGAUAGCUUGCCGCGGGUGCACCACCACCGCGUAUUGCUCUGAAGCGGCGCUGAUUGGAUGUGCGCAAUGGAUGUUGUGCCCGACGGAUGUGACCGGCAAAAACCCCAAGUGCGAGUUGGCGCCUGACGUCAUCAACAACAGCUGGGGUGGCAAGUUUAACUCCAACUGGUACCAAGCCGCCGUGAACGCGUGGCGCGCUGCUGACAUCAUCCCCGUGUUUUGCAACGGCAACUCUGGUCCUCAAUGCUCAACAACGUGGACUCCAGCUAAUUACCAGAAUGUCAUUGGAGUGGGUAACCUGGGGUUCGACGACAAGCUGUCGCCUUCAAGCAGUCGCGGGCCAACCGCAGACGGUCGAAUCAAGCCCGAUGUGUCGGCUCCUGGGACGCGAGUUCGUUCGGCAUGGCACACUGGCAAUUCGGCCUACCAAACCAUCUCGGGCACAUCCAUGGCGUCUCCUCAUGUCACUGGUGCCAUUGCCCUCUACUUGAAUGCGAACAAGGGCGCCAAGUACGAUCAAGUGUACAGAGCGUUCACGACCACUGUCGACACUGCCACAUUGACUCCAAAAAACGAGAACUGUGGGGGGGUGUCGGAUUCCAAGUACCCCAACAACAACUACGGGUUUGGACGCAUCAACGUCGCUAGCGCAAUUGGAGGUGGAAUCAACCCCCCAUCCUCCAGCACCUCUGCCCCAUCGCCGUCGAAGCCCAGCACGUCAGAUCCGUCGACCCCCGCCACCAGUACCCGCCGUCCGUUCCCUUCUUUUCCUAUGACGUCGUCCCCAUCGCCGUCGAAGCCCAGCACGUCAGAUCCGUCGACCCCUGCCACCACUACCAGCCAUCCGUUCCCUACUUCGCCUGUGACGCCUUCCCCACCAUCCGUGUGCAAUGACUGCACUGGUUGCUAUUCUCGUCUGAUCAAUUUAUGUUUACCGGAGUUCGGUCAAGCUGAAUGUACCGCGUUCACGGACUUUCAAGGGACCUGGUGCGGAAAACAGUAA